CUCCUCGCUAGAGCGCGGCCCCGGCGUACCAGAAGGGGGUUUUCGCUGGCCCUACGUAGCUGGCUCCCGAGUUCGACUCCGACGCCGCGAGACGCGAAGUAACGAAGAGGUGGUGACGAGACGACCGAACGACCUCAACCAACAACCAAACUCCGUGUCAUCAUCGGCCCGUGUGUACGCGAAACCGUCGCGACAAGUGCGGCAAAAAAAAAACCCCGAUCCCGAGAAGCAGCAGAAACCAUGAGUUACCAGAAGGGAGGCGUCCUGAGCGUCAGCCUACGGCGAGACUUUAGCGCCACGCCGUGGGGAUUCCGACUUCAGGGCGGCUUCGACCUCAACGCCCCUCUCACCAUCCAGAGGGUGUUUCUUGGAAGCCCUUCCGAGGGUGAGCUGCACCGCGGUGACCUGGUGCUCAAGAUCGGCGACCGCGACACGUCCCGCAUGACCCACAACGAGGCGACCGAACUUAUCCGAAACAGCGGCAACAACCUCAACCUGAUCGUGCAGAGGAGUCCCGGGCCGCACUCGCCGGCCUCGACACCGACGACGCCCAAGGCUCCCGGCAUGAUGUCCGGCGGCCACCCUCUGUCUGGUGCCACGUACCGGCCCGCGGGCCCGCCGGCCUAUGUGUCGCCGCAGAGCCCCGGCAUCACCAUCACGACGCAAAACGUGACGAUGCCGGCGCAGGGGCCCUACCAGGACGGCCAGUACCAGUACGAGCUGCGCCAGGGCUUCCUGGUGCCCGAGCCACUUGUCGAAAACAAGAUCGACGCACUGAAGGAACAGGCCAAGAUUACCAAUCAGACCUACAGGACUACACCCCUGAUCACACCGUCCGCGAAGCCGCGGCGUGAUGUGACCAUCGGAUCAUACCUGCGGCACGUGAAAGAGCCCUACUUCACCACCAUGAAGAUGCCCGUCGAUAGCCUGAACAACGCUGAAGCAAUUGCCAAGAAGGUGCAGGAGACGGUGAACCAGGUGGCGUCCGGCAGCAACUCGCCGUGCUUCGGCCUGCCGGCCUCGGUGGCCACCAGCGGAGGCAGCGGCGGGCGCGUCACACCAGGCGCGGACGGGCCCAAGGUCGUGCACAACGUGUACAACUCGCCCAUCCAUCUCUACUCGACGCAGAACGUGGCCGACACUCUGGCCGCGCAGACGGGCUUCAAGCUCGGCCAGGGUCAGGGCAAUCUCCAGCCAUCGGGAAACGCCAGCCCUCAGCAGCAGCAACAGCACUCACCGCGAAGCGUGGGCAGUGCCGGCAGCAGCGCGGGUGCGAUAAGGCCUGGCACCAAGCUGAAUAGCGCGGCCGACAUCACCAUGUCACCCACCUACCAGAUGAUCCACGGUGAGGAGUGGCGCGACAUCCGCAAGAGCGACCUCCAGGAGCACCGGCCCGUCCAGAACCAGCUGUAUGCUGUGCAGCCAGAUUACGGCAACGCCAUCAAUGCGUUCGGUGCGCCAAAGGGACGCAUCCAGCAGUCCAACAGCUUCAAGACUAUUAUGUCCACUGUCAUGACACCAAAGCUGCUCUAGAGCCACUACCUUUGAUGUAUGCCCCUGCACACGAACUCAUGUUUACAGUGCCACACAAGGGUAGAGCAGGCCAUUCCGGUUGUGCUUAACCCCCCACACCCUUCAAGAGAGAUGCGCGAGUGUUCACAAACAUGAGUUCGUCUACAAACCUCCCUUAUAGCUGACAGGGGUGUCUCUAAUCUCUACGUCUGCAGAAAGAAGCUUAAGAGGUGACUUUCACGAUCACAAGGUUACAAUGCACACGAGGUCCAGAGGCAACAAGGCAUAAGUGCUUACACAGUUUCCUCCAGCCAGAAAAAGGCAAUUUGCAAUAAUUCUGUGCCGGUGUCUUUCACCGAAUCAUGCAGCUAAAGCCAUUUGUGCCUGCUGGUUGCAGCCUCGUGAUUCAAGGUGCCAAAAGCAACACUUGUGAUCUGUGAUCCCUAAGCCAACCUUAACUUACAGCUUGGCAAGAGAGCUAGUGCACACUAUGAAGAAUUAGUGUGGCUCUGGAAAUCCUCAAUGCCAUAAAACCAUAACACCAAUACUGUAAGGCAAACAUAAAUGCAGAGUUAUCAUAACUGUCACAUCUUUCUAAAUAUUGUUUAUUUGUGAUGAAACAGUUAUGAAAAUAAUGGCAUGUAAGCUGUGUGACAAAUACUAGAGGUUUGUCAUAUAGUCUGGAUUGUCAAAGUAGCGAGCAUACAGCUCUUUUUAUCUGUGAACAUCGAGCCGAUCUGUUGCUUUCAAGGAAGAAAAGCUGAUUUGUCAACCAGUUUCAGUCCAACAAAUAAAAUGGUUUGUGCUGCCAAAAAGUGCACCCAAGCUUUUAGAGAUUCGGCGUAUGCUGUGUAAUGUUGCGCACAAUGUGCAAUCUGUAAUAAUGCAUACUUACAUAUGUGAUGUUCGAGAAUCAAGUCAAUCUAAAACAGACAAGCUAAAACCUUCAAAGGGUGACUGACCACCUAUCAGCUGCGUUGUGACCAUCACUUGUAUCUUGCUCUCAGACAUUGUGCUUGUUGGUGACUGUGGAUGCUAGUGUUUCCUGCUUUGGAAGGAGUGCCAUAUAAGAGUUCAAUGCUUUUGUGUUGCGCUGGGUGUUUGAUAGUUGGGUAGUUCACGAAGAUACGCCUUUUCAUUUCUUAUAAUAUAUUGUUUCUUUUUUGUUUUUGAGUGAGACGUCUCUUCCAGAGUGCCUUAUACACCACACAUUGAUAAGUGCCUUUGUAGUAAGGCAUAUUAUAGCAGGUUCAAUUUUUUAAACUGCAUUUUAUUCUGCUUGCAAUUUUUCUUUGUUUCCCACAAAUGUCAUCCAACAAGUUCUGCUGUCAUCCAACGCUAUUGUUGGCAAAUAUUCAUAUGAAAGGCCUUCUCAAAUGCAAACUGAUAUUGCCAGUUUCACAUUGACAAACUACCCAUCAGCAGAAACAGUUGAACAAAAUCCCUCAGUGCAUACUAAGGCACAUAUACAGAAUACAUUUUUGAGAAAGAGAGUGUGAUACCAAUGCUGCUAUGGCUUGACAUGCUACUUUUACUUCUAAUAAACUAUUUAUAAGGCAUGGAACUGUCAUGUAGUAGCUUAAUUACACACAGCAACGGAAUGUUCAGCUGUACGCAGCUUUAUUUGUCACUGUACAGUAACUUAUUGAAAUAAAUCUCCUACAAACCAACA
This is a messenger RNA of Dermacentor andersoni, 3184 nucleotides long. RefSeq lists its product as uncharacterized. Gene Ontology annotation, cellular component: filamentous actin; stress fiber; adherens junction. Gene Ontology annotation, biological process: muscle structure development; actin cytoskeleton organization. Lineage: Eukaryota; Metazoa; Arthropoda; Arachnida; Ixodida; Ixodidae. Gene Ontology annotation, molecular function: muscle alpha-actinin binding; actin binding. The record is from RefSeq and is a predicted model, not a curated record.